CAAGUGACUGGAGUCUUUAUAGAUGGUUUGCAAAGUUUUUACUCUGAACAUCCAUAUUUAUUCAUGCAAAGUUGAAAAGCACUCAAAAGCCCGUAGAGACUAAAAAAAAAAAAAAUUAAAGCUACUUAGUUAUUCUAACCAAGCGAUGCAGCAAGUAAACAAUUUGGUCAUCAAAAGUCUAAAUUUCUUAUGAUUUCCUGCAAUUAAAAGUCUAGGACGGCUUCAGAAGAACUCGUGGAACCGACGCUUACAGGGGAAAUUAGGAAUGGGCCAUGGAUCUCCUCAAGGAAGCCAGGAAUGUCGUUGACUUCGCUACCUAUUAUCCAAUGCUGAACAAGGCAACUGUUGACAACGAUACCCCGACUCCAGGAUACCUCUUCGAAGAUAUCAUCAAGUUGAGCCAUCAAUCUCAAGGUCACAGGCACCACUUGGUAGAUUUCCUGAUAGCUCGUCUCCAAAUAUCGUCAUGGCCUGGAAAGCAGAAGGUGGUAAGAAUACUACACCAGAUAUGCUCGAGAGGCCACCGAGGUGUGCGGGUGUAUCUCAGAAGCAAGGAUGGAGAUCUCAGAAAAGCGGCAGCGUCUGGGGGCCCCCCGGAUCCAGUCCUGGCCAACACGCCGCAGCUCUUUCUGAGCUCUGCUAUACAAGAACUUCUUACUCUGUUGUUUGACCCCAAAAUCAUGAAAGAAGAUGAACUGUGGCUAGCAGAAACACAAUAUCACGUGGUUUGGUAUCUAUCUGUUCACAUUUUCAAGGUGCGUGGCAUGGUAGAGCGAGUGAUGACACAUACUGGUGAUUCUAAAGGAGUCAGUGUUGAUUUUCUGCAAGGAGAGAAGGGAGACUAUCAACCCAUCUUCCUCCCUUCCCUCGGAGCAUCUGUCCCUUCACCACAGCAGCCCUUACAUCAGUCCCACCUCCCAGGACUCACAUCUGGGCAGUUACGUAAUUUUAAGGCCCACAGAUCUGGACGAGCAGGUGGUGGUUGGGAUAGUGAUGAGGAAGGCCAAGAUACUCCCCCGUCUCCGCUCAGCUCCAGUACAGACUUUUCUUUGCCGCUUCCUGAACAGCACUCUACAGAGGAAAUAAUAGCAGGAGCAGCAGAAGAAGAAUACAUAACGAAGAUUCUAUAUUCAGCAUCAUGGCCUGCGGAUCCAGAUCAACUUAUUAUUUCCUGUCGAGAAAGUGCAUCCUUUGACUUGAAUGUGUUUUUUGAGAAGGUAACAGCCAAGUUUUCAGAACUAUGUGAUGUAGGGACAAGGCGUUCAGAUUCAGCAGAGGAGAAAAAAAGGGAUGUAGAUAAACCAACUCAGAGUACAGAUAUUACAUUAACAUGUGAACCUGAUAAAGUAACAGUUCAGUUAUUGAUGCUACUUCUGCUUAUUGAAUUUGGGAUACAUUAUGAUAUCUAUACACCAAAUAUAGCAAAUACCCAUUUACGAAAAACCUUCCAUACAAUUUCUACAAGUAAGAAUAUCGACUCAAGAGUUCAGACUAAAGCAAAGAAACUUCGCCUGAUUCUUGAAAAACUUCAGUGAUAAGUAGAAAUCAUGAUUUUUUUGUAUAUUGUGUGCACAUAUGCUUUUUCUUUUUCUUAUCUAUGUCAGAAUUCUCGGAAAGGAAAAUUAUUUGAUAACAAUUAAAUCUUAUCAAUAUGUAACAAGGCAUAUUUAUUGGAACAAUAAAGAAGCAAGAUCAUUUUUGACAGUU
Messenger RNA from Penaeus monodon (black tiger shrimp), 1707 nucleotides. Its product is annotated as AP-4 complex accessory subunit Tepsin-like. The record is from RefSeq and is a predicted model, not a curated record. NCBI's taxonomy places the organism in Eukaryota, Metazoa, Arthropoda, Malacostraca, Decapoda, Penaeidae. Gene Ontology annotation, cellular component: trans-Golgi network membrane.